Molecule: messenger RNA, 950 nt
Organism: Coffea eugenioides
Lineage: Eukaryota; Viridiplantae; Streptophyta; Magnoliopsida; Gentianales; Rubiaceae
Product: protein CURVATURE THYLAKOID 1C, chloroplastic
Exons: 7
Coding region: 253-693 (146 amino acids)
Cellular component (GO): thylakoid; chloroplast thylakoid membrane
Source: RefSeq, a predicted model, not a curated record
AACUCCCAACAUGAUCCUGGACUGGCCUAUCAGUUUUCGUUUUCCUCUACUCCCCCAAGAGUCCAAGAUCCUUUCUUUGCUUUUACACUAUUAGUAGAUCCUCUUGUUUGUGGCGUCCGACACUGCGUGUUCUUUACUCUUCACUCACCACUCACCUGUGCCCAGUCCCAGUCCUAGUUGUUUCCUCUGCUUUGAUUUGCGUUCUCUUAAGAAUUACUCUUAGCUUCAACCUGCUAAGAAGUUGCUAUCUGGAUGGCUUCAAUUCUUGCUAAGCUGCCUCCUCCACCACUGUUUGCUAAUGGACGGCACCUCCUUUUGAGUACUCUUCAGAAAGUUACAGCGCCUGGCAUUGGAGGUAGGCAAGGUCAGUUUGCUUUUGUUGCAAAGGCUACAAGUGACACCUCUGAUGAAUCUUCAACCUCUCUUGUGAAGUCUGUUCAAAGUGUUUGGGAGAAAUCUGAAGAUCGGAUUGCUGUAAUUGGGUUGGGAUUUUCCGCAAUAGUGGGCCUUUGGGCAAUUGUGAAUUUUGUCUCGGCCAUCGACAAGCUCCCUCUCAUCCCAACUGCACUUGAAUUGGUCGGGAUACUAUUUUCUUCUUGGUUCGUCUAUCGUAAUCUAUUAUUCAAACCCGAUCGGGAAGAGUUUUUUCGCAGCGCGAACAAGUCACUAUCGGAUAUCUUGGGCGGCCGAUAGCGUUUAUCAUGUAUACGGCAAUGAAUUUAUAAACAUAUAUCCUGUCUCCUUUUAUGUUUCUUAAACGAUAGACAUUCAAAUCAACAUAAGUGCAUAAUACUCUGUUCUUAGCUCAGCGCUAUGAGAACGAGUGGGAACAUGUUCUAUUUCAUUACAGACACCCAACAUGCCGGAUCCUUGGCUGAAGCAUUUAGCCGACUGGAGAGCAUUUUCUCAAGUCUUUAACCACAGAGAUUGACAGCCAGUUUUGGAGAAAA